Molecule: messenger RNA, 8407 nt
Organism: Doryrhamphus excisus (bluestripe pipefish)
Lineage: Eukaryota; Metazoa; Chordata; Actinopteri; Syngnathiformes; Syngnathidae
Source: RefSeq, a predicted model, not a curated record
UGUUGGGAUGACCCUGCCUGUUGUUGGUCAGAUACCACAAUUGCUAGGUGUCAAGACUCAUUCAUUGUAAUGUACCUUCAUGUAUUUUUGGUACAGUUGGUUUUAGUAAUUACUUAUUAGCAAAUACAUUAAGUUUGAAAAACAUUAACACAUAAAACAAGCGUGCACACACACAAGCACAACAUGCAAGAUCCUUCCUCAUGCAGUCAUCCCGUUUAAUAUACGUGAAACUUUGCUUAUCUUUGCAUAUUUGGGAUUCAGCAUUUGUGUCUUAAAAAAAUAUUAAUUUUUCCUCCCGAAAUACGUUGCGAUUUAUUUACAAAAUUCAUGUCUCAUUUAGUUGAAGUUGGUAAUAAUUAAUAAAUACAUGAUAUUAAAGCACAAUGCAUGCCCUGCGACCCUAGUGAGGGUAAGCAGCAUAGAAAAUUGGUGGAUGGAUAAUAUAUAUAUGAUAUUAUAUUCUAUGAUAUUAGAUUUGCAUACUGUAAUUACAAUGUAAAUAUAUUUACACAAGUGACAAUUGUAAAAUAGUGUAUUAAAAGGUGUUGAUGGGCUGUAUGUACAGAAUGUAUAAAAAGUAGGCAUAAUGUUGUGUUUUAUGUCAUAUGUAUUUUUUCAAUAACAUUUUCAAUAUACAAAAGAAGCAUGUUCUGCUUCACAGUAGGAGCCAAAUUAAAAAAAAUAUGCUCAUGAAAAAUGAACAAAACUAGUAAUUAUGUCCAUGGAUGUGAGGUAUGAAGUUUUUUUUCAUUGGAUGGUUUUAUUAGACACUCAAACACACACACACAGCCAUGCACACACUCACACACACAUGCACACUGCAUAGUUAUUUCCGUGCUGGCUGACCUACAAAUGUUAACAUGUAGUGCAUGCCUGCAAGGCACAUGAGGUUGCAUUCUCUCUGUCACUCUUCCCCUUUUAAUUUGUUUCCCUUCUUACUUUUUCCUCAACCCUCUUCUUUAGUCAGCCAUAAUAUUAAUUAUAACUAUGCUUAAUGUUAUAAUUAAUGUUAUCAUAAUGUUAUGAGCCAGAGCGCCUUUGGCAAUAGCAGGUGUAUUCACUUGUGUGUGAUGCAUGAGCGUGAGCCAGCUGCUCAUUGCCAAUCAAAUAAGAUAAAACUCAUCUCUAAGACUUUUCUAAGACAUUAUCGUCAUGCCAGUAAAUUGAAACGCUCCAGUUUCCUGUGAAGGCACGAGACAUCGUAUUUACACCUCUUUUUAAGUAGGCUUAUAGUGUAAGAAGAGGAACAUACACUCCCUACUGCUUUCAUGUCUUUGCAUUAUUCAUUUGACUUGUCCACCUGCAUCAUUUUCUGAACAUCGACUCUCUGGUCUUGUAUUUGCAGCCUGUAUCUGUGCAGGAAAACAACCAUCAAUGGCAUAUUUACACAUUACCAGCCAAGUCUUGUGGAUGCUUUUGCAUCAGCUGUAUGCUUUUCAUAAGCAUGCAUCUAUUUUAAUUUUUUUGUUACAAAAAAUACAUUAAAAUGUGAGUUGCUGGCACUGACAUUAUUCAAGUAUGAAUAAAGAGAAUUAAAUUUGAGUAUGGUAUGGUAUACACCAGCCAUGACCAAAUGGCAGACCUCAGUCCAGAACUGGACCUAGUGAUAGCUCCUUACGGACCCGAAACCAAUUAAGUGAAUGAGAAAUAUAAUAAUAGCAUAUGGUCAUGCUUGCGGACCAAUCACAGCGGCAGUUUGCGUGUGUAAUUACAUCAGGCAUCAGUAAUUAAAUUUGAUAUUCAUUUGAGCUUGUCAGUUUGGUGCAAUUUAAGGCAAAAUAACGUUUUGAAAAUAAAAAAUUGCGUCAGUCCGUACCUUACUCAAUUUUAAUUGAAGACCCCUGGUAUACAUGUAUACUGUAGCAUAGUUCCCCCCUGCCUCUCAAAGCGCCCCCCCCAACCCUGACACUCAACUCAAGCACUGCACUCGGUAAUGCUCAAGCAUUAAAUAACAUGAUUCAAUUUUUAAUUAUAUUUAUCUACUGGAAGGACGUGUCUCGGCCAUUGAGAGUCUUUCUCAUUAACUUUUUAAUACUUUACACAUCUCUUCUCUUCUCCUUGAACAUGAUGACCAUUCAGGUCAAAGGAUGCAGAACAUUGCUGCCACUCGCAGAGGGGAAGAAAAGUUGAGAGGAGGCAAGAUAUGGUAUUAGAGACAUUUAAUUCAUUUCCUCAUGUCUCUCUAUGCAGGUCGGAUUCUUUCUGCCCCUCAUUGAUAUUGCAGUUGAGAGGCGGGCCAAGAGAGGCAGUGAAGCAUAGAACACGGGGAAGAGAGAGCGAAAGAGAGAGAGUGGGAGAGACAGUCACACAGGGGAGAGAGGAGAAAAUCGAGGGGGAGAGAGAGAGAGGAGCAUAGCCAUACAACGACAGAGGCAAACAUUCAGAUAGUGAGAGAGGAGAUGGAUGACUGGGACAGCUGCUGCAAAGAAGGACAAGAGAGACCACAUCUAUACUGACACUUGCAUACAAGGACUUAUGCACACACACACACAAAUGCUGACAACAACAGCACACACACGUGCUGACAUUUUUUUAAAGCCAUACAGUGAAGUAGAUUGGCCAUGUUUCUCCAUGCCUCCUAACAAUCUUUGAGGAUUAUGCUGAUGAAGAUUAUGGUGAAGAUGAGAACGAGCGAGAGGGAGAGGAUGCUGGCCUGCCAUAGCUGAGGACCACACUCAGGCGGUGGGGGGGCAGGGCGGUGGAUUGUGGGGCAGGAUGGAGCAUGGCUUCAAGAAGUCAUGCAUGUGCGUUUGUGUAUGUUUGUGAGUGCGACUGUAUGCCUGUGUCUAUGUUGAAUGUGUGAGUGCAGGCGAGGAUGCCCCCCCAGCGCAGGACUAGCUAGCUAACGUUAGCCACAUGUUGUGCCACUGCAAAGUAGCAUGCACCAACAACACCAUAUCUCUGAUGUUUGGAUGCAAGAAGUAUCGAUACCCAGAAGAAGAAGGGGCAUCCCUAGGUGCACCAAAAUUUCACCAGCAUACCUGUCUUCAGCACCCUAUGGGAGUUGCCGGAGAGCUGACUGAUGGAGGGACUCUCGGGAGGGAUGGGAUGGAUCAGGGGACCUGGAGAAGAGAGGGCGGGGGAACUGGAACUUUGGAGAGAGAUAUGGGAAGAGAUGUGGAAAGAUCACUAAUGAGAGAUGGAUCUCUCAGGCGACACUGUGAUCUCCGGGGGGCAGAGCUUGUUCAGGUUGCGGAGCGACAGCUCUCUCAGAUUCAGCACGUCCACGGAUACGUCACUCACACACACAUCGAACCUGCUCAGGAAGAAUCUCCAGAUGCUCCAUUUGAUGGUGAGGUGCGGCCUUACCUACAGGGGGACAAUAUGAAUGAAGCCCUAGCCCCACCAUUCUCCUCCCUCUAUUCUAAAAGCCAUGCCCGCUACAAGGCCAAUCCCCCUCCCGUGGUGGUCAACACAGACAGUGUCGACACUCCCCCCUAUGUCAAUGGAACAGAAGCAGACUAUGAAUAUGAGGAAAUCACAAUGGAGCGGGGUAACUCGGGCUUGGGCUUCAGUAUUGCAGGAGGGACUGAUAAUCCCCAUAUUGGAGAAGACCCGUCCAUCUUCAUUACCAAGAUUAUACCUGGAGGUGUUGCAGCCCAGAAUGGACGACUCAAGGUGAAUGACUGUAUAGUCCGGGUAAAUGAGACAGAUGUCAGAGAAGUGACCCACAGCGGGGCCGUGGAGGCGUUGAAGGAGGCUGGAGGUCUGGUCAGACUGUGUAUACGACGCAAGAGGAGUCUCACGGACAGAAUCAUGGAUAUAAAGCUAGUGAAAGGUCCCAAAGGGCUGGGAUUUAGUAUAGCUGGAGGAGUUGGAAAUCAACACGUUCCAGGGGACAACAGCAUCUAUGUGACAAAGAUCAUUGAGGGAGGGGCCGCACAAAAAGAUGGACGGCUCCAGAUAGGGGACAAACUUGUAGCUGUAAACGGCUCUUGCCUGGAAGAAGUAUCUCACGAGGAAGCAGUGGCUGCUCUGAAGUCGACCCCUGAUGUUGUUUAUCUUCGUGUGGCCAAACACAGCUCUGUAUUUAUCAAUGAAAACUUCCCUCCUCCUGAUGUCACCAAUUCCUACCCACCACAUCAGGACAACCAUGUAAGUCCCUACAUGAGUGGAAGUCAGUCUGUGAGCCCUGCCCCACUGACCACACCUAGAUACUCGCCAAUGCCCAGGUCCAUGACUGUGGAUGAUGAUGUCACAAGGGAACCCAGGCGUGUGAUGCUCCAGAGAGGAUCUACAGGUCUCGGUUUCAACAUUGUUGGAGGGGAAGAUGGAGAGGGAAUCUUCAUCUCCUUCAUUCUAGCAGGUGGUCCAGCUGAUCUGUGUGGGGAACUCCACAAGGGAGACCGGAUCCUAUCGGUGAAUGGUGUAGACCUGUCAAGUGCAACGCAUGAGCAGGCAGCUGCAGCACUAAAGAACGCCGGGCAAACUGUCACCAUUGUUGCACAGUAUAGACCAGAAGAGUACAGUCGUUUUGAGGCAAAGAUCCAUGACCUGAGGGAACAGAUGAUGACUAGCAGUGUCAGUUCCAGCUCCACAUCACUUCGAUCCACACAGAAACGCACACUUUACGUCAGAGCGCUCUUUGACUAUGACGGAAGUGCAUCAGACCUGAGCAUGCCCAAUCAGGCCCUGCCUUUCCGUUUUGGGGACAUCCUUCAUUUGAGCAGUGCUGGUGAAGAGGAGUGGUGGCCCGCCCGUCAUCUCAGUCCCCCACCCCCAAACUGCCCUGAAGUUGGAGUCAUCCCCAGCCGCAGAAGGGCAGAGAAGAAGGAGAGGUCAAGGUUAAAGACGGUCCGCGUGAUGAGGCCUCACGAUAGAUCAGAUCAGGAUGAAAAGGCUGGCCAAGAGGAGACCUUCCUAACCUACCAACCAGUCAUGCAACAGGAAGUGAAUUAUACCCGCCCUCUUAUCAUUCUUGGGCCAAUGAAAGACAGAGUGAAUGAUGACCUCAUCUCUGAGUUUCCUGACAAAUUUGGCUCCUGCGUUCCACACACAACUCGUCCACGUCGAGACUACGAAGUGGAUGGCAGAGAUUACCACUUCAUGUCCUCCAGAGAGCUCAUGGAGCGAGAGAUCCAGGAGCACAAGUUCAUUGAGGCUGGGCAGUAUAAUAACCACCUGUAUGGAACCAGCAUACAGUCUGUUAGAGAAGUUGCUGACAAGAGUAAACACUGUAUACUGGAUGUAUCGGGGAAUGCGAUAAAACGUCUGCAGUUGGCAGGCCUGUAUCCUAUUGCCAUCUUAAUUCGGCCAUGCAGUGUUGACAACAUCCUGGAGAUGAACAAGCGUUUUACUGAGGAGCAGGCAAGAAAGUCUUUUGACAGAGCAAUCAAACUGGAACAGGAUUUCACAGAAUAUUUCACUGCGAUUGUUCACGGCUCGUCUCUGGAGGAAGUGUAUUCGCAAGUCAAGCAGAUCAUAGAGGAGCAGUCCGGUCCUUACAUCUGGGUGCCCACGAAGGAGCGACUCUGAGAAAACACAGCACCAUACGACACGUUUGUAAAACACCAACUUUGGCAUCACUCUCGGCCUGUUUCUCCGCUUCCUCACACAUACCUCCAGGUUCUCACACACACAUAUUUACACAAGCACACAAACACAGGAGGCUGAGACUAUCUGGAACUCCCACUUCCUCAGGAGGGAGGAGCUUGUGUCUUUCCAGCAGCCCAUUGAUGGAUCUUCCGACAGCUCAGUUCCUUAAUGUUUAAGGACGUGGUUCAAAUCAAGGCGACAUGUACCAUUAUCUGAUUUAUUGAUUUCUUUAUUGUUCUAACUAUUGUUGUUGUCGUUGUUGUUUUCAUAUUUACAAAGGGUAAUGCAUUCACAUAUGGGUUUGUAACAAUAAUAUUGUCACCAAGAGGCAGACUUUUGCACGCUGUAGCUUUAAGAGCAUGUUUUUGGGGGACAAAAUCUUGAUCUCCUUCCCUUUGUGUCCGUCUUUCUCCAUGGCAUUGCUCCACUUUAUACUGAAAUAUCUCUGUGACUCUCGCUCUGUCUUAACUACCGUUCUCUCCUAGCCUACCACUUCCCUGCCAGACUGCCUCAAACCUUUUAAUUAAAUAUGAGCUGAAGUUUUAAAUAUGCCCUGGCAUUGUGGUAAACAUAUACAAAUAUUGCUUAGAAAUGUAGCAUAAAUAUGAACACACUAUCAACUAAAGCUAUAAUACAAACAUUCAAUUAGGUUGCAUUCAAGUAAUCAGGAGAGUGUUUCCGAUAUUUAGUCCGGAUUGUGCAUUGGGCCUGUUUUUGUCAAACCUUUAAUCGUAACUCGAGCUCUUCUAAAGCCAAGGUACAUAGAGAGAUUUGAGAAGAAUAUGAUAUACUGUAUUACAAAGUCUUUAUACUCUAUAUGUACUUUGACCCAUCAUGAGGCCAAAAGGCUGCAGUGCAGUGAUUUUUUUUCUCCUUUAGGUUUAUUUAACUUUUCACUUUUAACACUUGGCUAAAUGUGAGUCCUGCCUUCCCAGUUUACAUAAGUUGGUUCAGUUUUAAUCUACAUGGAUUCAUAUGCCUUUUCUGCUCUUCUUUUGUGGCUAUAUUUAUAUGGACAUCAUUAUUCCAAUAUUAACCCAAUUAAGGCAAUACAGUGAUAAUACACUGUUACAAGUAAGUAAAGAUUGCCAGAAUAGUCCGUUCAACAUUAUUAUUAUAUAUAACUGUACUUGUGGACUUUGCAUUUUUAAUCAAAUUUUAUUUUAAUUUAAUAUUAUUUUAAAUUAAAGGGCAUUGAAUCAAUUGCAAGUGCAAUUUAGCAUGUCAAAGAAGAUGUUUCACCUCUCAUUCCAGCAAGUUUUGCCGGUUUAUGCUGAAAGACGGGUGAGGACGUCUCUAGUCUGAGGGUAUAGUGCAGGAUCCAAAGAUGUAUUCUCUAAGGUAGUGGCACCCCACGACACACACACACAAACGGAUGCACCUAAAACCAAAGGUGGCGUCGCAUUUGAUAUUUAUUAGAAGUUAACUUAUUGAAUUUUUUUAGGAAGGGAUGAAAUGAGAGCACCCUUCCUUCCUCUUGAGCAUUAACUGCUCGGAUGAGAGGCAGAAGACAAAAAAAACAAUGCCCUGGAUGAAUGACAACAUUCACAAUUACAGUAUGUACUUGAACAUGUUAAGUGAACCCCAAUUGGAAUAUUCUAUGACCAAUCACCACAGUUUGGUAAUAGGAGUAUCUUAGUCCAUGUAAACAUAACCAUGAGUGUCUCAAGCCUUCCAUCUUCUCCACUGUCAGUGCGGCAUAGCUUUAUAAACCACCACGACUAUUACAAGUGUCAUUGUUGUAGCUUUCCUUCUUACUGCUGUUGCACUAAAGGGGGCUUGCUCCUUAAAAGCAUCUUUAACAGUAUUUGAGGUGUGAUUUUGAAUAUGUGAUUGAGUUGCGUCGUCCUGUUAUAUAGCUUAUGAGCUAUAUUUCAAGGCUAAAGUGGAGCUAUUUAAGUCUUGCCAUGUACAUGAAGUGAUUUUUGGAAUUGCUGGUCUUGCUGAGCCUUCAGCUCCACCAUGCACAAAUUGCACCCGAGACUCGCCACAUAAAUGACCUUUGCCCUCGUGCAUAAAACUAUAGUUUGGUGGCAUAGCCUUCUCUCCACAAAACGUUUUAUGGGAAGCCCAGAUGAGUCAUAUAAUGUUAGUACAUAUCAAUCCACAGGAAAAAAAAUACUUCAUGCAUGAGUGCGUGCAUGCACAAAAAGUGGAAGAAGCCAUCAUGAUAAUCAUGAACCCUAAAGUCAGGCAGGUCAGCUGUCACCUUUUUGUAGUCUGGUGAUUCAUGAAUACAGCUAUUAUUUGUUUACAAGAGAACUUCUCAGGGCAUCAUAGCUUCUACAGCAUCCUCCAGGGAAAUAUAACAAUUACUCAUCAUAGUUUUGUGCGGGGAACACUAUGACUAUGAUUCAUAAAGUCACAGUUCUCUUCAGAGCUCAGGUCAUGAAUGGGGCUUCUCUCGAAUAAGGCGAUGGUUUGUUAUAUCAUGUCAAUAUCUUAAGUACUAAGAUGCUUUGGGAAAUGCAGCCCCAGAUGGACCUUGCCAGUUACCUGUUUCCCAUUUCCAACUUCCACCCUGAAGCUGACUUGGAUCCCAGAAUCUCACCGAGAAGCCAGUUCUGUUGAACACCUACAUUGUGUGUGCUUUUUAAAGCUUAAACAUCUCCCAUUCUGCUCAAAAUGUUGAGCUAAAUUGUACUUCUUUCCAUCGAUAAUUGUCUAGGAAACUUGGCAUAAUAACAGAACUGGACUGUGUGAUUUUGGCUUUGUGCUUCGGCCGGGGGAUCAUGUCACAUGUCUGUUAGAGUUAAGCACUGAUGCAAAGAAUCUAUUUCAGAGAUGGAUCUCUAUAUUACACAUUAUAAUAUUUAUCCCUGCGCUAACUGCCUAUUUUGGUACAAAAAUAAAGGUCUUUAUUGAGAUCAAA